Messenger RNA from Colletotrichum costaricense, 1272 nucleotides. RefSeq lists its product as uncharacterized. NCBI's taxonomy places the organism in Eukaryota, Fungi, Ascomycota, Sordariomycetes, Glomerellales, Glomerellaceae. The transcript is spliced from 5 exons. The record is from RefSeq and is a predicted model, not a curated record. Gene Ontology annotation, molecular function: oxidoreductase activity. The coding region runs from base 1 to 1272 and encodes 423 amino acids.
AUGAAGGUUUCGUCCGUCCUCUCAUCAGCCGCCCUGGCAUCGGUCGUGUUCGCCGCGCCUUCGGUCAAGCCACGCGGCGACUCAACCACAGACGGGGCUCAGUUUGCCGAUCUCACUGCCAGCAUCCAAGCUAAUGUGUUCAAGUCACUAGAUGAGCGGGAGGCCAGGUUGAAAAAGCGCGGUGAAUCAGCCAACUGCACGACAAGCAACAUGGUCUUCCGUCGGGAGUAUGGCUCGCUUUCAUUGACCGAGAGGCUUUCUUAUGUGAACGCCGUCAAGUGUCUUCAAAGCCUGCCGCCACGAACGCCGGCUAAUGUCUCCUCUGGUGCUCGAUCUCGGUUUGAUGACUUUGUCGUGACCCAUAUUCAGCAGACCAUGACGAUCCACUACACGGGUAACUUUAUGCCAUGGCAUCGCUGGUUCGUGCAUCUCUACGAGAAGGCUUUGCGCGAGGAAUGUGGCUACACCGGCUAUCAACCUGUGAGUUUAGACCAAAUCUUGACGGUUGAUUUCCUUUCGCUCAUUGUGAGAUAUCAGUACUGGGACUGGCCUAAGUACGCUUCUGCGCCUGAAUUAUCCCCUAUCUUCAACGGGGACCCUUACAGUCUCGGCGGAAACGGCGAGUACAUCCCCCAUGAUGGGCCUGUCAUUGAGCCUCCCGUGGGAAUUGGCGGCUCAAGCAUCCAGCUGCCUGCUGGUGUCGGCGGAGGUUUCGUGACUACUGGGCCUUUUGCAAACAUGUCUGUCAAUCUUGGCCCGGUCGGUGGCCUUGAGGGCACAGCGCCCGGGCCGGACGGUGGCCUGGGCUACAACCCUCGCGGUUUGAAGCGCGACGUGGGCCCGGCUAUGAACCAAAGAUACGCGAACUACACAACGGUGUUGAACUUGUUGCUCAAGCCCAACAUCUCGGAAUAUAGGCUUUUGAGCGAGGGAGUUCCUUACACCCCUGAGAUUGGACCUCAUGGAGGAAUGCACUAUGCCAUCUCCGGUGAUCCAGGCGCGGACCUUUUCACGUCCCCUGGCGACCCUGCAUUCUGGGUUCAUCACGGUAUGAUGGACCGCAUGUGGACUUUUUGGCAAGCGCUGGAUCCUGCCGCACGUCAACAGGAAUUGAACGGAGGUGAUUACGGUCACAUUACCUGGGCCAACAGCCCGCCAUCCGCGAAAACUCAACUCACGGAUGUCAUUGAUAUGGGAUACACGGGUCCCUCAAUCAAGAUUGCAGAUGUGAUGGACACCUUGUCAGGACCAUUCUGUUACUUCUACCUUUGA